This is a messenger RNA of Haliotis rubra (blacklip abalone), 7114 nucleotides long. RefSeq names its product unconventional myosin-Va-like. The record is from RefSeq and is a predicted model, not a curated record. NCBI's taxonomy places the organism in Eukaryota, Metazoa, Mollusca, Gastropoda, Lepetellida, Haliotidae. Gene Ontology annotation, molecular function: actin filament binding; ATP binding; microfilament motor activity. Gene Ontology annotation, cellular component: actin cytoskeleton; vesicle; myosin complex. Gene Ontology annotation, biological process: vesicle transport along actin filament; actin filament organization.
AACGCGUGUCACCGCCCAGGAAAGUCACCUCGAUGAGUCACGGUAAUGACAAAUUACCUCCCUUUGAAAGUCGGAAGGUGGGCGGAAAUGAAGAUCUCAAGAUUUAAGAUGGCUGCCACCUCUAAACCCUAUGUCUUAUAGCAGUGAUAAUAUUUCGGUAUUAAUGUAUGGAGGAUUGCUUGAUGAUGAUGAUCUAAAGGGAGAUUUCAAUAGAUUACGUUGAGAAGCACUUCGCUAUGUCUGCAGCGGAGCUUUACUGCAAGGGAGCACGGGUAUGGAUCCCGGAUCCCGAGGAGGUGUGGCGAGCUGCCGAGCUGCUGGAACCCUACACCGGGCAGUCCAAGCUCAAAAUACAGUACGAGGAGGGGGAGGAAUCUGCCAUAGAAAUAAAAGACAAGAAUCUGCCUCAUUUACGAAACCCGGAUAUUUUGAUCGGUGAAAACGAUCUCACCUCUCUAAGUUACUUGAACGAACCAGAAGUUCUGUACAAUCUGCAGGUCAGAUUUGUGCAACAAAACCUCAUCUAUACAUACUGUGGUAUAGUGUUAGUUGCCAUCAACCCGUACGAGCAGUUAGACAUCUACAACAAUGAUAUCAUCCAGGCCUACUGCGGCCAGGACAUGGGCGUUAUGGACCCCCACAUCUUCGCCGUUGCAGAGGAGGCAUUCAAGAAGAUGACAAGGUUUGAUGAAAACCAGUCCAUUAUCGUCAGUGGAGAAUCUGGUGCUGGAAAGACGGUCUCUGCUAAGUACGCCAUGCGAUACUUUGCAACAGUUGGGGGGUCCCAGGCGGACAGUGAGACGCAAGUCGAGAAGAAGGUUCUCGCCUCAAACCCAAUCAUGGAGGCUAUUGGUAACGCCAAGACAACAAGGAACGACAACAGCAGUAGGUUUGGUAAAUACAUCGAGAUCACGUUCAGCAGGAAGCACGAAAUCAUCGGAGCCAACAUGAGGACGUACUUGCUGGAGAAAUCCAGAGUGGUGUUCCAGGCGGAGGAGGAGCGAAACUACCACAUCUUCUACCAGCUCUGUGCAUCAGCCAGCCUGCCAGAACUUGCCGAAAUGAAGCUGAAGUCAGCCGAUGACUUCUUCUACACCUGUCAUGGAGGGAGCCCGGAGAUCAAUGGGGUCGACGAUGCCAGUGACUUUCAGGUUCUACGGGAGGCUUUCAGUUUACUAGGUUUCUCUGGCAAGGAUCAAAUGAUGAUCUUCCGUAUCAUGUCUUCUGUACUACACUUCGGCAACGUUGUCGUCAGAGAGAAGGAGGGCGAGUGUUGUGAGAUUCCAAAACAAGAUGAGCAUUUAACGGUGAUGUGUCACCUGCUUGGCAUUGAAGAGUCGCAGAUGAGGAUGUGGCUCUGUAAUCGGUCCAUCCAGACAGUCAACGAAACCCUCACGAAACCCCUGACAGAGAACCAGGCCAGUUUUGCACGAGACGCCCUGGCCAAGCACAUAUACUCCCAAAUGUUUAACUGGAUCGUUUCCCACGUUAACAACGUACUACGGAACUCGGUCAAGACAAAAAACAAACUCAACUUCAUAGGAGUCCUUGAUAUUUAUGGGUUUGAAACAUUUCAAAUCAACAGUUUUGAGCAGUUCUGUAUAAACUACGCAAAUGAAAAACUGCAGCAGAUAUUCAAUAUGCAUGUGUUCAAGCUGGAGCAGGAGGAGUAUGUGAGGGAGAAGAUCGAGUGGUCGUUUAUUGAUUUCUAUGACAACCAGCCCUGUAUCGACCUGAUAGAGAACAAGCUGGGGAUCCUCGACCUGCUGGAUGAAGAGUGCAAGAUGCCGAAAGGAUCUGACCAGAACUGGUGUCAGAAGCUGUUUGAUAAACACCUGAAGAAGUCCAAGCAUUUUGACAAACCAAGGAUGUCCAUGAAGUCUUUCAUCAUCAUCCACUUCGCGGACCGAGUGACGUACACAGCAGACGGCUUCUUGGAGAAGAACAGGGACACCAUCUUGGAAGAGCAGAUCAACAUCCUCAAGGCCAGCGAGUUUGACAUGGUGGCCCAGUUGUUUGAAGAGGCGGGUGACAAGAAGGGACGGUCCGGGUCAGUGACGGUCACUCCCCUCCGCCAGUCAGCCAAGACGGGUAGCAAGCAACACAAGAAAACAGUUGGAUCACAGUUCCGAGACUCUCUCAAACUUCUGAUGGAGACGCUGAACGCAACCACGCCCCACUACAUCCGUUGUAUCAAACCCAAUGACUUGAAAGAAGCGUUCGAGUUCAAUCCAAAGCGAGCUGUGGAGCAACUGAGAGCUUGUGGUGUGCUGGAGACUAUCCGCAUCAGCGCUGCAGGGUACCCAUCAAGGUGGACCUAUGCCGAGUUUUUCCAGCGAUAUCGUGUGCUGGCUGUUUCCAAGGAUAUCAUCAAGAAGAACCUGUUGAAGACAUGUGAAAACAUUCUCAUCAAGUUGAUUGCAGACCCUGACAAGUAUAGGUUUGGAAAGACGAAGAUAUUCUUCCGAGCGGGUCAGGUGGCGUACCUCGAGAAGUUGAGAGCCGACAAGCUUCGUGCCUGCGGUGUCAUGAUACAGAAACACAUCCGAGGCUGGCUGCUGCGGCGCAAGUACGAGAGAAUCAGGAAGUCCGUGCUACUGGUGCAGACAUUUGGACGGGGCCUGCUGGCUAGAAGAAAGGCAUUACACCUCCGACAAACCCAUGCUGCCACUGUCAUCCAGUCCAAGUGGAGAAGCUACAGGAAGUGGUCCGUCUACAACAAGCUGCGCGCAUCUGUCAUCCUGCUGCAGGCCAAGAUACGAGGCAACUUUGCUCGUGAACGUUACAUUGGCUUGCUGAAGCAGAACCGUGCCAUAGCGAUACAGCGGACGAUCCGUGCCUUCCUGGCCAGGAAGAGGUUCAAGAGAGUGAUGCGUGGGAUCAUUCUCCUUCAAUCCCAUGUCCGCAGACGCAAGGCGAAGAAGGAGCUGAAGACUCUCAAGAUUGAGGCCAAGUCUGUAGAACACAUCAAACAUGUCAACAAGGGCCUGGAGAACAAGAUUAUUGAACUCCAACAGAAGCUUGAUUCCAAGGCUAAGGCUGUUCAAGUGCUCAAGGAAAGCGAGAAGAACGCUGAAGAGAUGAAGGAAGAGAUCCAGAAACUGCGAUCAUCAGACCAGGUUGCCAAAACAUCAUCAAAUCGCGUGCGUGAACUUGAGGAGGAGAUUGCCCGUCUCAAACAAGACCUCGACAACGAGCGAGGAGAGAAGGAAGACGUUAUAUCAGAGAAACAGCUGCUCCAGAAAAACUUGAACGAGAUGUUGACCAAGUAUGAAGAAGAGAAAGUGAUUCUUAAGGAGGAUCUUGAUGCAGCAAACCUCCUUCUGAAACAGCAAGAAGAACAGAAUGCACAAAUUAUCAAGGAGAAGCUGGAAGCUGCUAACAAGCGCUUGUUGGAGGAGUUUGAGUCGGAGUGAAGCCACCACCAGAAGAUGGUUCGAGAACACGGGCGUCUGCAGCAGCGUCUUGAGAACCUGCAGGGAGAGAUGAGUGUCCUGAAAAGUCCCACCGGCGGCCACCACAGAACCCCCUCGGACAUCAGCGCCAUCAGCGUGGACUCCUACAGCAGCUCCGCCGUCGUGGAGAGGGGGGCCGAGGACAAGCGAGAGGAUGACGAGGACCUGGGCUAUGAAACAGCCAAGAGGAAAGCAGCACCACCUACCAGUCUGCUUGACUCGGUCGUGAACGAGGUCACAGGGAAGAAGCAGGAGGGAGAGCCGAUAGACGUGGGUCUGGUGCUGAAGUUGCAGAACCGCGUGAAGGAGUUGGAGCGAGACAAGCAGUCCCUGCAACGCAGCGUGGAGAGGAUGGAGGAGGAGAGCCCUCGGGCAUCGCCCACCAUGAUGUCUGACUCUGCCUUCGAGGCUCUCAAGCAAGAAAUGGGUGCAAAUGCAGAUGACGUAGCCCUUGUAAUUAAACUACAAAAACGAGUAAAGGCUUUAGAGCUCGUUAAAAACAAACUGACAAACGAGUUGGAGGAGCGAGAUGAUAACGAAAAUGGCAAAGAGAGAAUCGGUGGUGACCUCGCCUAUGAGAGUUUGAAGAUGCAGGAACUUCAGAAUGAGAACGACAAACUGAAACGUGAAGUAUCCUCUCUCAACAAGUCAAUUGCCGCAAGUACAAACUUUGACAACAGUGGCAAGAUGUCUCCCGCCGGCAAGAAAUUCCUCGGAGGAUCUAUAUUAAGACGUCAUUCACAGAGGGGGAAAAAGAAUGAACUGGAAGCGAUGCGAGAGGAGCUUGAUCGACGGAGAGACGAGUGUCUCCACCUACGGGCAGAGUUGGCGGACCGCAGCAUCACCACGCACACCGUCGCUAAGGAGUCCUACGGCGGCCAUGACGAGAUGGUGAAUGAAGACAAUGAGAUCGUCAUGGCUUUCAAGACACAGAAGGACCUCAACAGGUUACUUCAGACACAAUUAGACAAGACCGAGAAAGACUUCAGAAAGAAGGAGGACGAUUUACAAAUUGAAAUCAAGGAGCUGAAGAAAGAGAAUGACCGACAACAGAAACUCAUUGGACAGCUGAAUGAAAUAACAAGUAACCUCACACUUGGCCCAGAGGCGAGGAUUGAGGCGACGAUGCAGCAUGAGAUUACAAGACUCACUGGUGAAAACUUGGAUCUUCGUGAGAUGAUUGACAAGCAGUCCGACCAGAUCAGGAAACUGAAGAAGAUGUUGAAGGUGUACUCGAAGAAGCUUAAAGAUGGCGAAGCUGCAGAGAUUCAGGCAGAGCUGGAGCAGGAGGAGAGGAGCAGCGCCAAUGGCGCCCUGGCGACGGUGAAACACAGACAAAGGAUAUUCCUUGGCAUGCUGGAAUACAAGAAGGAAGACGAGGGCGCCCUGUUGAAGAACCUUAUACUUGACUUACGGGCCAAGUUCUCAUCUGGCCAGAUUCCUGGCCUCCCGGCGUACAUCCUGUUCAUGUGCGUGCGUCACACCGACUACACCAACGACGACGAGAAGGUCCGCUCCAUGCUCACGGGCACUAUCAACAGCAUCAAGAAGGUGGUCAAGAAACACCCUGACGACAUAGAGCGGUGUACAAUGUGGCUGGCAAACACGUGCCGCCUACUCCACACACUCAAGCAGUACAGCGGUGAGAAGACCUUCCAGGCGGAGAACACCCCCAAGCAGAACGAGCAGUGUCUCCGCAACUUUGACCUGUCGGAGUACAGGCAGGUGUUCAGCGACCUGGCGGUGUGGGUGUACCAGGGCCUCAUCAAGGUCAUGCAGGAGAUGAUACAACCUAACAUAGUGCCUGCUGUGUUGGAGCAUGAAGCUAUCGCAGGUCUGACGGCCAGUAAACCCUCUGGUCUCCGCGGCCGCAGCAGCAGCACUGCCCGGGAUCCUGACGACGAUGACAGCAAGGUGUACUCCCUGGACUCACUCAUGAGAUCGUUGAACAGCUUCAUGAGGAUAGUGACACAGCACGCUGUCGACCCUGAGCUUGUCAAACAGAUAUUCAGACAGCUCUACUACUUCAUCUGUGCUGGAGCACUCAACAACCUCCUGCUGAGGAAAGAUAUGUGUAACUGGUCCAAGGGCAUGCAGAUCAGGUACAACAUCAGCCACCUGGAACAGUGGCUGCGAGACAACAAGCUGCACGAGUCUGGCGCUACAGGCACGCUGGACACCGUCAUCCAGGCGUCGCAGCUGUUGCAGGCUAGGAAGACCGACGCCGAUGUUGAGAGCGUGUGUGAGAUGUGCUCCAAACUCACACUUCCACAGAUCGUGAAGAUCCUGAACCUGUACACGCCGGUGGACGAGUUCGAGGAACGAGUGCCAAUCUCCUUCAUCAGGAAGAUCCAGGAGAAGCUCCGGUCCCGAGAAGGUACCACCAACACUCUCCUCAUGGAGACCAAGUUCUCCUACCCCGUCACCUUCCCCUUCAACCCAUCCUCCAUCGCCAUGGAAACCAUCGAGGUGCCUGAGCAGCUCCAUCUAGGAUUCCUCAAGAGGAUAUGAGGAGAUAACUGUGUUGAUUAUCUAGGAAAUAGCAUGGUCGGGCUAUUGUUGGGAGUCAUGUCAUGUAUAGAGACAAAUUUACAUCUGACACUGAAAACACUGAAGAUGAAAUGUUGGAUUUGUUACUCGACAAACUAUCUUCCUGUUCUGUUUGAAAUAUUUCAAGAUUUCAGUUCAGGAUGGCAACCAGUUGACUCCGAGCUACAGUAGUCGAUUCUUUCACCAGGAACCUAUUGUGUAUAUUUUGAACAGGAUCCUAAUGGAUCAUCACUUCACAAGUCACAAAACAAAAAAUGGAUCAAUGAUCCAGAUUUGGAAUCACAAGUGAAAAUGGGCUGAUAUGUGAUCCAAAAGUAUCACUUCCAGGAAUGUCACCCUCUAAAGGAGCAUCAACGGUCUGUUGGAUCGAGGUCUGUAGGAUCAUGGUCUAUUGGAUCGUGGUCUGUAAGAUCAUGGUCUGUUAGAUCGAGGUCUGUAGGAUCAUGGUCUAUUGGAUUGAAGGCUGUAAGAUCAUGGUCUGUUGGAUCAUGGUCUGUAGAUCAUGGUCUGUUGGAUCGUGGUCUGUUGGAUCACGGUCUGUAGGAUCAUGGUCUAUUGGAUCGUGGUCUGUAAGAUCAUGGUCUGUUAGAUCGAGGUCUGUAGGAUCAUGGUCUAUUGGAUCGAAGUCUGUAAGAUCAUGGUCUGUAGGAUCAUGGUAUAUUGGAUCACGGUCUGUAAGAUCAUGGUCUGUUAGAUCGAGGUCUGUAGGAUCAUGGUCUAUUGGAUUGAAGGCUGUAAGAUCAUGGUCUGUUGGAUCACGGUCUGUAGGAUCAUGGUCUAUUGGAUCGAAGUCUGUAGGAUCAAGGUCUAUUGAAUCACGGUCUGUUGGAUCACGUUCUGUGAAAGCUGUGAAGUGAUUACUGCAGACUGUAAGCAUUUGUGAUAGAACAGUGUUCGAGCGUUGAUCAAACCAAGAAACAGACAACAACAGUUUCAACCCGUUUCUAUGGUUACAGUUGGAACAAGUCAGUACAGAUGGUGGUUUCAGCCACAGCACUUUUAAUCAUCACAGGUUAUGUGGGCAGGGGAGCAUUCAGGGAAUCUUAUUAAUUUGAACCCUGAUAAUCUGGAAAGCUUUCAUUCUGGCAAUUAAAAUGAUGUAGAUGUAA